AUGUCGAUCUAAGCGGGUGAACCUAAGGCUGUCCGUAAAUCUAGGCUACGCGUAUUAAUAUUUUUGUUGUCAACCAGCUGGUUUUGAAAUUACGUAGACAGAUAGUUGCUGUAUUAUUUUUCAUUACGUCAUUAAUGACAAAAACAGUACGUACAGUACAGCGAAGUAAAUAAAAGCUGGUGAAGAAUAAUAUGUUGUUAAUAUGAAGAUGAGUUCGUUUUUAUAUGGAGUUUUCAGCAAAUCAGCUGCUUGUCUUUUUCUCUUUGUUGGAUUUUUGUGCCACAGUGCGAACAGCUCAGACGCGACUUGGGACGUGCUGGUGUUCUCGCAGCAAUGGCCCACCACCACAUGCGUGGAGUGGAAGGAGAAGAUGGCACGGCACACCUGCAUGCUGCCCCUAGCGCGCAGCAUCUGGACCGUGCACGGAGUCUGGCCCAGUAAGCUGCACUCGUUCGGGCCCUUCUUCUGCCAUUCGCCCCUACACUUCAACAUGUCACAGCUGCAGGGCAUUGAGCCGCAGCUCUUGGCCUACUGGACCAACAUUGAGAACGGCACCAGCACUUACGAUUUCUGGAAGCACGAGUGGAAGAAGCACGGCAAAUGUGCCUUGUCCCUGCCGGCCCUCGACUCGGAGCUGAAGUACUUUGAGCAGGCACUGACUUGGGCCAAGCAGUACAACAUGGCGGAUGUGCUGGGCAGGGCGGGCGUCAUCCCAAACACACAGGGCUACCUGGGCCAGGACGUGUGGACCGCCGUGAAAGGCGUGCUGGGCACAGACUCCGUGGUGCACUGCGUCACCGAUAAGGAGGGAGAGGCGUACCUGGCGGAGGUGAGGAUCUGCUUCAACAAGUCGCUGGAGCUGACGGACUGCGAUGGGAUAGCGGGCGUGGCGACGCACACCAACUGUCCCCCGGACAAGCGGGCGCUGUACCCCGGGCCCUCGGCGCUGGCCCCCGGGCCGGGCGAGCCCUUGAGAGCCCCCUGGCUGCUGGGCCUGCUGCGCGGCCUGCAGCUGCUGCACUGGGCCACCCUCUGAGGCGUAUUUACCCUCAAAUAAUAACUAGGGCUGAUCACCGAUCACAAUAAUCGGCAUCGGUACCGAUCUGCAAAUUAUAUACCGAUCACCAUACGCCGAUCAUUACAUACUAAAUCAAAAUUAAUAAACACUGAAUUAAGCUUACAAAUCCAAAGUUGUACGUUUCAAAUUUACUUACAAAAUAACUAAAUAAGGUAGGCCUACAAUUACGUAUCAACAAAAACACGAAUUUACAGUACAGUAGAACCUCGAUGAUACGUUCCUGUUUCAUACAUUUUCCCGUGUCAUACGCCGCUUAAUUUUGGUCCCGCCGAAAGUAAUAUAUUUACAAUGGUUUAUUUUCCCGGAACAUACACUAAUAAAAUAUUUAAUUUCCCGUUUCAUACGUUUUUACGAAGCGGAAAAGUCCCAAAAUUCACAAAUGGUUUGGUUUUAUUCCUCCUUAUAAACUUUGUGUAAUGCUUAUUGAAAAACGUCCAUUGUUUACCUUUGCAAACGUAAGAUUUAACUUUACUGCGCCAUAUAUAUGGAUAGCAUCAGGAAGAGUGUGCACUUCGCUGGUAGCAUCUAUGACCAGCACCGAAGCGAGACUAGUGGCGCAAACUAGCAAUGAUUAUGAAAACGGUGCACGCUCUUUACCAAGGCAUGGAUCUCAUAUUUUGUGCAUUCAUUAAUCUUUGAACUAAUAUACCUGUUUGUUAUUGUUUCCUUACAAUCUGAUUGUUUUGUAUUCUAAGUUUCUAAAGUUAAAAUUUUAUUGAAAAUUGUUCUGUUGCAUAAAGUUGUUUGUAAAAACAAACAAACAUUUCUGAUAUUUUUUUUUCUUUAUUUCUAAUUUAGGCUUGGUGACUUGUUGUCUAUUUUAGUGAUUCUUUAAAGCACUUAUUUUCAAGACCUGUGAAGAGUGUUGUAUGGGUACUUUGGUUUGUGGGGUAGGAAGGUCUAGAAAUAGUAGAAAUAGCAAAUACUUAGCUUACAUUAUAUUAUUGUUGAUUUUUAAAAACCUAUGAACAAAUUGUUGUCUGUCAGAAGUGUUAAAUAAAUGGUAAGUUAUCAUAAGGUAACUUUUUCAUUAAUUUUUUUUUUUAGAUUUUUAUUAUUAACAUCAAACAAGCUAUUUAGUUCUUAAUUUGUCUGAUCAGUGAUCGGCAAUGAUCGGUGCCGAUCAUUGGCCGAAAUGAUCUUUAUCGGAGUGAUCGGCCCAGCCCUUAUUAUAACGCAACCCCAAAUUUUUUGAUUAUGAGUUUAUGAAAUAUGUCUUUUGGGAGUGUAAAUCACAAUUCAGGUACAUAGCACUGGAAAAUUAUUAGAAUUAGUGAAUUUACUUAAUAAAUUUCUAUUGUUUUAUGACGGAUUCAAAAGUGGUUGUUCGGAAAGCGGAGAUUGCGGUGAUGUACGGUGGUCGUCUGGGAGGGUGAAAGAGGGGAGGAGUGCCUUCACAAGCAGCCGCAGCGAAGACAAACUCCAUUUGCAUCUCUGCCUCAGUCCACAUGUUAUCUUCCCAUCUGUCACGCCUGGAAGCACCUGGCCAAAGUGACACAAGUCAUGCAGUUUUCAGGCAGCUAUUCCCAAUGACAAGAAUCAAGUUUACGAAUAUAAUGUGAUCUCUACUUCUAUUUUCAGCAGUUUUGGUAAAACUCAUCACUUUAUUUUCGGGUGAAUACAGUAUAAAAAAAAAAAAUAAAAAUCAAAUAAAUGGGAGAAAAAAAAUAGCAUUGUCAUUGUAAAUGGUCUGAAAUGCUGGAAGGUGUAAAAUAAGGAAGUGUAAUAGGAGAAAUUGUUCUGCACUGUUUGCUAUGUAGUUGUACACUAAGGAGUGCUUUUUGAAGUCUCCAGGAGUACUUGCAACAAGCACUUGGCUUUGUGUAUGUCUGAUGACAUUUCCCAUUUCAGACCUUUAUUUGUAAGGCAUCAGCAAAUAAAAAUAAAUACGUACAAAUGUACAAAUUGUGUCAGAUAGUCAAGAUAUUGUAUAUGUAGAUUACUGUUGAAUAUAGAAGUAUACAGCCCCGUUGAUCAGCCUAGGCCAUGUGAUGCUGUGAUCUCAAAUAGUGCUAUGGACUUGACACAAAUAAAAUAAUUUUCUAACCAAUCACAUUUGAUACAUCUGUAAUGUCUCAGCACAAUUAAAUUUGCACAUGCAAUGAACCUAACUUGAAAGGUACUUGGACGAGGUUCAGAAUUUCGUUUUGAAUAUUAUGUAAACUGGUGCAUUCGUAAUACAAUUAUUACCGUUUUACCCAAGGAUUCCCAACUUUAAAUAUAAUGUGGCACCAAACUUUCUGAAUGAGUCCAGGGAGGAGAACACAGUUGAAAUAUACAAUUAUGGAGAGGAAAUUCACAGUUAAAAGACCAAACACUUAAUUUUUUUAAAUUAAAUAUGUAAUAAAAUUUAAAUAGUUAAACUUAUCUAGGCUAAUAUAAAUUUGAAUUUUGUCACAACACUAAACAAUAGUAUUUACAUUAACACUUAUUUUACAUAGAUAUAUUAACAGACUUGAUGUAGGCUUUUGGACAUACACCAUUGCUUAGCACAUGUAAUCUUAGCACAAAUCUUUCAAAGAUAAUAUAUUAACAGAGUUUGUUAUGUUGCUGUCAAUGUCUGCAAUGCUGCUGCUGCUACUGCCUAAACAGCCAGUCACUAUACUGUUGCCGAAGGUUUUCUUAAAUGACUUGUUGACAAUAACAACAAGAACUUGUAGCUGGCUUGUCAUUCCAGCUGGUGUAGCAGCCAAGUCUGUUUUAAGAUUAUUUAUUGUAGUUUUAACCUCAGGUGUCAGAUGUCCCAGAAACACAUCAAGGGACCAACAUGCCCCUUUUCUUCAGAAGUGCACCUGGGAGUCGAUUCCACACGAGUCGUAACCAUUCUUGCAUCAAAUCACUCGUCAUCCAGCCUUUUUCUUGACAACGAAUGAUUAUGUCUGGCGGAAACGCUUCUUUGGUAAGAGUUCUCCUUUUUAAGAUGAUGAAUGGUGACAGUUUCUUGCCAUCUGUCAAAACGGAUAACUUCGACAUGAUUCGCAGCUUCUAUUAUCCAGACGUUCUCAUGGUGUCAGUUUUAAUGCCUAUUGUUUCAACGUUACUGUUGUUGGGCAUGUUGAAAUACACUGCCGUUUCGUCAGCAUUUCCUAUUUGGCUGUACAAAUAAUAAUGUUUUCGCAAACCAAUUACUUAGUUCUGAAAUUUAAUCAUUUUCCCUUGGAAAUCUUUUGGCAGUUUUUUGCUAGUUGUGUUCUGCACCGCUAGCAAAAACCGUAACGGCGCAUCAUUCUUACACACCAACCAGUACUUGCCUUGAAGCUCAGCCGCAGAAUGUUCGAUUCACGAGCAAUAUCUUCGGCUUUUAAUUUUAUUACGGCUCGUGAAAUUGGAAUUCGGUCUCGUCUCUUCUCUUUGAUAGAAUUUACCAAGUGGGUUUCAAUAUCAGAAUACCAUCCCUUUUUAGGCCCUCUGAAUGCUUUUCUUGAACCAUUUGCAUUCUUGAGACGAAGCAAAUCCGCCCUCCAAUUACGCACGUUGCUUUCAGUAACGUCAUAUUUACGAGCAGCUUGGCAGUUGUUGGUUUGAAUUGUGUGAUUUGCCACUAUAAUCUUACAGUUAGCAUCAUAACUUUGUCUCAGUCCUUUUGACAUUUUAAAUUGUGAACUCUCUACAGUAUCCAUUUUAUAAAAAAAUUUCACUUUCCUACAAUGCCAAACACAGCACAAGCGACCAAACGACAAUCACUUCUGAUACUGACCCAAGCUCAAACUAUUUGCGCUGUUACUUCACGUUUUGGCCACGACCUUAAAAUAGUUGUCUCGCCGCGCCGUUUCAAAACAUUCUGCCAGCAGCAAAGAUGUAGGUUUGCGAUUAUACUCUGACCCUUACUUUCAGCUUUAGCUGUUUUAAUAAAAUUCAUUGCAUUAUAUUAAGGUAUAUACAGUAUUUGUAUAUUUGAAUUUUUUUGUGUAAAUUCAUGUCUGAAAUUUUUUAAGUUGGUACAUCCUUAUACAUUAAACUUUCCAAUAAAAUGUUAAAUGCAGAUCAAACUAUUUUUACUUAAACAGGUCCAUAAAAAUCAACUUAAAAUAUUGAUGGCUGUCAGGGUGUCAAAAUUGGAAGAGGAAAGUUAUUGCAAAAAAUUGAGUCCCAGGUGAGUUUAUGAAGGAAAUAAACUGAUCUAGAACCACUCACAACUGAAGUUAAACCUGUUUAAAAGCAACUUAAGAUGGAGUACAAGCGACUAACAGCCACUUAUUUCAAAGGUAAAGAAUGAUUACGAGACAAUCAGCUGCUUGCAGAAUGAACUGACAGACAGGGAGCACAAACACGUCACCCAAUUCUUCACAAUAGAAUAAAGCACAUUGUUGUGCAUUCCUAACAUAUUUAGUGUGAGAAGAAAUUGAAGACAAGCAUUUUGUGCUUGGUAAUGUACUCAGAAAAGAAAUGGUGUGUGAUCCUCACAAAUGUACCUUGUAUGAAAAAAUACUGUAUUUACCCAAAAAUAAUGCAACUCUGAAUAUAAUCCAACUUCAAAAUUUUUUUAUUAUGAUUUUAGGAAAAUGACUGAAUGGAUCACAGUUCCAGUACAUAGUAUGUGAACAUUAAUUUAUUGUUAUUUACUUGAGCCCUUCUGUUGCUGCUGUUGCCACAUGGCCUUUCUUGAAACAGCAAACAGUUAUACGGCUGCAGUUCAAAACAGGUGGUUCAGAAAGCCAGUGGUGCUAUGAUAUGCGGUGGCCGGGGGAACGUGGCGUGACUAUUCCUUCCCCCUGCAGAGGUUCAGGAAGCAAACAUGAUGCACUUUACAGGCAGAGCAUGUUGUUUUUCAACUAAGCCGUUCCUGAUUGCAAGAUAAAAGUUCGCGAUUAUAAUGUUACCACCCUCCUUUUAGUUUCAGUUGUUAUGGAUUAAAUUCAUUGAAUUGGUUUACGUUAAAUACCCUCUUUUAUCGCAUAAUCGUCGCACCAAUAUUUUAGUGCAUCAAAAUUUGGAUUAAAAAACCUCUCGCGUAAACGUUACAUGAUGUUUUUGGUCCCGCUAUUAGAUUUCGAGCACUUUGUGUAGGUAUCUUUUCCGUAUAAAACAAUGUAUUUUAAAGUAUAAAUCUAAUAUUUAUUCGGACUUUACCACUUAAUUAUUUAAUUAACGGAAAUACGAAGUUGUCUAUUGUGUAUAUUUUCUUUUAAAGAUGUUUUUACACGUUAUAACCUUUAUCUGUCUUUUAUCUGUACCGCUUAUAAAAAUGUAGCCAGUGCUAGUUGGCAUCAUUCAUAUAUUUGGUUAUGUUGCUUCCCGUAUAGAGCGCGCACGUAGUCGAAUAUCGUUAUCUCGCCAAUUGCAUGAAACGCGCGCUCUCUGUCGAGUGCCGAGUUAACUACAUUUGAUGGCCCGCACUCUUUCGUGGUAAGUGUGUACUACGACGAUAGUUACGCAUUAGUUCAGGCUCGCAUACGCAUUCACAUUUUGUUUUUCUAUUUCAAGUUGAAGAAAGGUUUUUGUUGCAUGACUUAUUAAUUUAAAUUGUUCGGCGUGCUCUUGUAUACUCCACUUUUAAAUAAACGUACUUUGCAUGAAUGGGUUUGGUUUUUAUGAUUAACUUUACCUAACAAAUUUUUUUUCUUCGCAUAAACGUUGCACCCCUAUUUUUUAAACUUGAUUUUAGUAUAAAAUGUGUGACAAUUCUGUGAUAAAACAAGCAUACCUGCCAACUUGUUAGGAGUGCAAGCAGUAAGAUUUCCAAAUUAACAAAUCUAAAGCGUAAAUCAGGCACGAUGUUUAAAAUAAGAUAUCCAGAAAAUACGUGUUUAUUUUGCAUUGAUAACACCACGUCUCUACCCAAAAUACGAAAGUUAAAUAAAAAGUUACUGUAAUUUAUUAAUACUUAACAGCUUGAAUACAAAAUAAAUGAUUUAAUACACAUGUACACAAGUUAAUGUAUAUAUAUAUUUUUUCUUACCGAGAUAGGCCUUUAUCAUAAGUCCUUUAGUUUCUUCCUUUUGGAGCACAAAUCAUAAAAUUAAGUUCACUUUAGAGCAUGUCAUUACUAUCAGUUCAGAAAAAAAAUCACUUCUUGUCAAUGUAGUUAAAUUUGCUAAUUAUGAGUUAAUGUUAAUAUAUACACAAAACUGCCACACAAACACACAGUGUAGGAAAAAAACAGUAACUUAUUCCCUACGACUACUUGACUGUGCACUGGAAUUUUGCAGAUACUGUACAGAAGCAUGUUUAGCUCUUUUUAAAAGUAUUUCUUUCACCCUCACUGGCAAACUUGCAGAAGCCUUUUCUGCAGCCAAAUUAAUUAAGUGGCACAGACAACCUAUGACUACUAAAUUUGGCUGCUUUUCUUUUAAUACAGAAAUAACACCAUUUUUAACUCCAACCACAGCCAAAACCUAUACAAUUAUGAAUUGGCACAUUAAUGCUUUCAAGUACUGAUAGCAAUAACUACCCAAUAUUUUUACCAGUAGAAGCACCUUCCAAUGAAGGUAUGGCCAAAACACAACUAGUUACUACCUGCAGUCAGGGUUGUAAUAAGUUACCACGAGAGUAUAUAACUUAUUACUUGUGUCAUUGCUUCCAUCAGCCACUUUGCAAGCACUUUACUACUGAAGUAGUAGUAUUGGAAGCCAUUUCUUUUACUAUUGCUGCAGUUUUAGUGCGCCCACAGCUGUACAUUUUUGCGAUAUGAGACCCUGGGAACAUUUUUCGAAACAAAUUCCCGGCGUGGUCAGCGACGCUGAAUGGAAGGUUAUGAUCCACUAAAAGCUUGUAAAAUAACAUUCCGCCCUAAUCACAUCACUGUCACUGUUGCGGUUCACGGAAAAAAACUUCUGAUUUUUUUUUUGUUUUCUUCUGCAAGCUUCGCGUUAUUUGCAUGUUUCAAGCUCUUGACGUGAUAGGAAAUAUUGUGCUUGCCGCCAUGGGAAACAUUAAUGUCGCAACGACAAACACUACAAAACGCAAAAUUAGAGCCUUUUUCACUCUUAGUAAUGAAAGGAAAUAAUUCUGAGUAAGAUGACGGAAACACCUGUUCAUAUUGUUUUUUACUACUCGUAGCCAUUAUGAAAUCAUAUUAUCUUACAAGCGCUAACUUAUAAAAUAUUUACCGCACUCGUACAUAAACGGUUAAGUCGUUAUCACUCGUCUCCAGCCAGCCUGCUGUGUUCCAAAGAAACUUACAAAAAUUACUUUCUUUUCGGAACGAUUUUUUUCUGACUCCAUUAUUCUCAUAUUAUUGCGGACGUCAUGUUGUUAAACAAUAACAAAUGCUGCUCAAACGGUACAUUUAUUUGAGCACUAAAAUAUUAUACUGCAUUUUUGGACAGACAAAAAUCGUAAGAUGUUCAGAAUUUCGGUACAAUCGUAAUAUGAAUUAUUUUCCGUACAAAUUACGGGAAAAUCGUAAAAGUUGGCAGAUAUGAACACGGUACUGUAUUGUGCACUUCUAUGAUGAAAUUAGGCAUUAAGGAUGUCAAGAGUGUGUUAAUAUGCUGUUGGUGACUGUAAUCAUUUUUGUGCAUGAGAUUUCUUUGUUUAGUGACUAGUUGUAGCUAAACCCUGUUUUCCAUCUUCUUGCCUCCAGUAUAAACAACAAACUUAAGUAUCAAUUUAAGUACAGGAACAAACAAAAGAUAACCAUCUGUGUAUUCUUAUCUGUUGGUUUAAGUUCGGUGAAAAAUUUAACUAAUUGAUUUGUUGAAAAGUUUGUGGCCUGGUUAUAUAUUUUCCAUUGGUUUGCUCAUAUAUUUUUGUUUAAAAUUAUAAUACUCAUUUUUAAACUAUAGCACAGUGAAUCAGAACUAGUCUUUUUAAUCAGAUGAUGUGUGGAUUGUCUGUGAUAUGCAUAUAUUGUGUGUAUUGUUAAGUCUGUGUUGAUGUAAAAGGUAGGCGCAUGAAAAACUUGUAAUCAACUCAUGCACGGCACCAAUGACAUGGAUUGGAUUUAAGAAGUACAUUUCAAUAUUUUAUUAAAUAAAGACAGUGCCUACCUGCAUCGUACAUAUUGGUUCGUACAAUGUGGAUGACUGAAAGACACACAGGAUGGAGUACCCGUUCAAAAAUUCUAAUGCUCCAAUUGCAAUGUGCAUACAUAUUCCUGCUGUGCGUGCGUCUACCUUAAUGACCCACUCGGAAUAGUUUUAUUUUUACUAACACAGUGGUGUCUAGAGGAAUCUAAUCUUCAUUUUCUUCCAAAUAAGCUGUGUAGUUCUGUUCCCUGUGAUGUCAUUAUGGGUCAGGUGUUCCUCUGCAUUAUGAUCGAUAAUGGAUGUUAUGUUGUAUAUUUUCAAAUUUGAUUUUUAAUAUCACACAAAAAAAUAGUUUGCAGUACAUUUUGAUCUCUCAGUUACAUAGUAUUUACAAGAACAUUCUAAUGAAUUUAUACCAGUCAGUAAUUUGACCUGUAGUAGUUACUGGUACAGAAUGAGAUAGAAAUGUUAUAUAAAAUUGGUAUAAGUAGUAAACAAAUAUAUUUGUGCUAUAAAGCUGUUACACACAUAAAUAUUUGUUUUAAGUCCAUCCACACUUCUUAAUUUUCUUUCAAAAUAUUUUUGUAUUUCUCAAGAGCAAAUGAUUGCUGAUUAUUUUAAAAUCGUACUGUUUGGCUACAAACUCUCAUAAAAUAAGGAAAAUAAAAAAUAAA
Messenger RNA from Bacillus rossius redtenbacheri, 9662 nucleotides. RefSeq names its product ribonuclease Oy (gene RNaseX25). The transcript has 5 exons. Gene Ontology annotation, biological process: RNA catabolic process. Lineage: Eukaryota; Metazoa; Arthropoda; Insecta; Phasmatodea; Bacillidae. Gene Ontology annotation, molecular function: ribonuclease T2 activity; RNA binding. Gene Ontology annotation, cellular component: extracellular region. Bases 203 to 1036 code for a protein of 277 amino acids. The record is from RefSeq and is a predicted model, not a curated record.